AUGAGGACAGGGGUUUCGCAGCUUACCUUAAAACUUAUUAUAUCUGCGCCGUAUGAUCCAGGAAUUGGGAAGUUAAACACGCAAAGAAGUGAGAUCACCAAGAGUGGGGGUUACGGGAAUAUCAUUAAGACACCAACGAUUAAAACAAAACAUGGAGAGUUGAAAGAGCAAGAAGAAGGGAGAAGACGAGAGAAAAAAUUGCAUGAUUUGAAGCAAUUAUUUCCGUACACAGUGUGUGGCAUGGGGGCGCACCAAGUACCAAGUACAAGCCGUGGCCAAUGCUGGGCUCUCUUCUCUGGAACAUCAUGUACUACUCUCGUUCACCAUGAACUGUCACUGGUCCAAAAUAAAAUCAGCAAUGAACCAUGCAUAAUGGAAAAGGCCCAUGAGUCUCUCACCAAAAAUAGGGGUGGUCCAAAAUCAGCCUAUCUACUCAAAUUCUGGCUUUAUGUGCACUACUUUCAGUUUCUCACUUUUGGAGUGUAA
Molecule: messenger RNA, 486 nt
Organism: Sphenostylis stenocarpa
Lineage: Eukaryota; Viridiplantae; Streptophyta; Magnoliopsida; Fabales; Fabaceae
Source: the annotation of a GenBank genome assembly